Molecule: messenger RNA, 1374 nt
Organism: Colletotrichum karsti
Lineage: Eukaryota; Fungi; Ascomycota; Sordariomycetes; Glomerellales; Glomerellaceae
Product: calcineurin-like phosphoesterase
Exons: 5
Coding region: 1-1374 (457 amino acids)
Biological process (GO): peptidyl-serine dephosphorylation; double-strand break repair via homologous recombination
Cellular component (GO): cytoplasm; nucleus
Molecular function (GO): protein serine/threonine phosphatase activity
Source: RefSeq, a predicted model, not a curated record
AUGCUCGCACAAGUGGGUGGAGGGUCCGAAUUGAGUCCUCUGGAGAAGGCCGCGAUGCACGUCGAUGAGUGCCAACAGGCGAAUUUCUCGCAAACCGGAAGGAGCCCCUCCCCGAUCAUCGCCAUGAGCGACCUCGACAGAGCCAUCGCGCAAUUGCGCGCCUGCCGUCCGAUUCCCGAAGCGCAAGUCCGAGAGCUCUGCCACAAGGCACGCGAACUGCUCAUUGAGGAAGGCAAUGUCGUCACAGUUACAGCUCCUGUAACGAUAUGCGGUGAUAUACACGGCCAAUUCCACGACUUGAUGGAGCUUUUCCGUGUCGGCGGUGACGUGCCCGACACAAACUACCUCUUCAUGGGCGACUUCGUCGAUCGUGGCUUCUACUCUCUCGAAUCAUUCCUCCUUCUUCUCUGUCUCAAAGUCCGCUAUCCCGACCGCAUGACCCUCAUCCGAGGCAACCACGAGUCCCGCCAAAUUACCACCGUGUACGGCUUCUACGACGAGUGCCUGCGCAAAUACGGAUCAGCAAACGUAUGGCGCUACUGCUGCGACGUCUUCGACUAUCUCGCACUGGGCGCCAUCGUCCUCGGCGCAUCACAUACCUUUAAUUCCAGCCCCGGCCAAGAGCCCAUCGACGACGAGGUCGAGAUCGAGGUCUGCGACCAGAGCGGCCAGACCAUGAGCCGCUUCCCCCGCCAGAGGCGACCUCAGAGACAGCCGACCCCCGGCAGCCCGAAUGGUGCACCUUCAUCUUCCGGCGGCGACAAGACCGGCCCCCCUGGCACCGGCGCGUCAGGGAGCUCAUCGGGUUCCCUCGGCAACCCAGCAGGUGCCAUUCUUUGCGUUCACGGAGGUCUCUCUCCGCUGAUCGACAGCGUCGACAAGAUCAGGCUCCUAGACAGGAAACAAGAGGUUCCGCACGAAGGAGCCAUGUGCGACCUCCUCUGGUCCGAUCCGGACGACAUUGACGGCUGGGGUCUCUCGCCACGUGGCGCAGGAUUCUUGUUCGGUGCAGAUAUAGUGCGCGACUUCAACCACAAGAACGACCUAUCGCUCAUCGCUCGUGCCCAUCAGCUGGUCAUGGAGGGAUUCAAAGAGAUGUUUGACGCGAGCAUCGUUACCGUUUGGUCGGCGCCCAAUUACUGCUACCGAUGCGGUAACGUGGCGGCAAUCCUCGAACUCGCCGAGGACGAUUCUGGAACCGGCGUCUUUGCGCGCAGCAACGGCGACGUGGGCCGUAGCGACGGCGGUAUAAAGGGCACCGACGACUACGUGCUCCUGCCCGGGCCGGCGAGGAGGUACCGGGUGUUCCAGGCUGCACCGCAAGACUCCAGAGGAAUGCCGGCCAAGAAGCCCGUCGCCGACUAUUUCCUGUAG